Auanema sp. JU1783 is the source of this 663-nucleotide messenger RNA. The record is from the annotation of a GenBank genome assembly. Lineage: Eukaryota; Metazoa; Nematoda; Chromadorea; Rhabditida; Rhabditidae.
AUGGGAACUAAGACUGUCUUCCAUCUGAUAUCUUUCUUGAUCUAUGCGGGGACAGCUUACUUUGAUUAUGGUAUGGUUAAAGGAAAAAUGUUGCCUAUACCCAAUCAAUUUUUCUCAAAGUUUGUUUGGCUCACACUAAUUGAUUUGUAUAUUCAAAUACUUUAUCAUUUCAUCGCUAUUUUUAUUUCUGUUUUCGGAGGGAAACAUCCAAUUUUCCACUUCCUCUCUAGAGCCAUUGUGGCACCUGUUGCUAUGACAGUUGUUUCACUUUUCUGGCUUCUUUACACUUUUGAUCCUAACACACUUCUUGCCGAUGAUCUUGCUAAACAAAUGAUAGGUAUUGUUUGGUAUAACAAUGUGUUGCACACACUUCCAUUGAUAACUGCCAUAGUUGACACUGUAAUUUGGAAUCAUGGUCAUGUCGCAGCCCCAAAAGCCAUCAAGGCCAUUGGGGUUUUCGCAACCUUGUACAUAAUCGACAUACACGUAGUUCAUCACAUUUCUGGAUUUUGGGCUUAUCCUAUCUUGGGCGACUUGAUCCUCCCGUUAAGAGCUGUCUUUAUUGUGGCAUGCAUGAGUGUUCUGUUCAUGAACUAUAAAAUAACUGAAUGCCUACAUACAGCCAUUCAUGGCAAGUCAACUCACAAGAAGAAAGCUACUUAA